Vicia faba (fava bean) is the source of this 567-nucleotide messenger RNA. The record is from the annotation of a GenBank genome assembly. NCBI's taxonomy places the organism in Eukaryota, Viridiplantae, Streptophyta, Magnoliopsida, Fabales, Fabaceae.
AUGGGAGACGCAAUUGAUUUGUCUGGGGAUGGAGGAGUCAUCAAAACCAUUGUGAGGAAGAGCAAGUCAGAUGCUGUGGCUCCAACUGAAGAUUUUCCCGUUGUUGAUGUUCACUAUGAAGGCACGCUCGCUGAUACCGGUGAAGUCUUUGACACUACACAUGAAGACAACACUAUAUUCUCCUUUGAACUUGGAAAGGGUAGUGUUAUCAAGGCUUGGGAUAUUGCCGUCAAAACCAUGAAGGUAGGAGAAAUUGCAAAAAUAACAUGCAAGCCAGAUUAUGCAUAUGGUAGCGCAGGAUCUCCGCCAGAUAUACCUCCAGAUGCAACACUGGUUUUUGAAGUUGAGCUAGUUGCCUGUAGGCCACGGAAGGGCUCUACUACUGGAAGUGUUUCAGAGGAGAGGGCUAGGCUAGAGGAGCUGAAAAAGCAGAGAGAGAUUGCCGCUGCUGCGAAAGAGGAGGACAAGAAGAAGAGAGAAGAACAAAAAGCGGCAGCUGCAGCUCGUGUGCAAGCCAAGCUUGAAGCCAAGAAAGGUCAAGGAAAGGGUAAAGGAAAAGGAAAGUAG